AUCUGAUUUAAUAAGUUUAUUUGGAAGUUCGCAUGUGUUGGUGGCGUUGAUAUGGCAACCAGAAGGGCGUGCACAUCAACUUAGUGUCAGAGAGAAGCAACAAGCGAUGACAGUGCGCGGCAUAGAGGCAAUCAAAUUGUACAUGCCAAAGGCAAAGGGCGACGCAUCAGAGAUCAAAACAAACAUUCGCGAGGAGCGGGGUCAAGCCAUUGAACCUGGACCCCACGCAGCAGCAAGUGGCAGCACAAUGACCUCCGUGGAGCGGUAUAGACUGGAGUGGACGCAGCUGCUGUCCAAUCUGGAUGAGGACCCGGAGACCCUGCGACUGGCCGCCUUCAAUGGCGACCUGAAGAUGUCCAAGUUCCGCAGCGUCUACUGGGCGCUGCUGCUGCGCGUACUCAACGCGGAGCACAGGAGCUGGCACACCCAGCGACAGCAGCAGCGCAGCAGAUACGACAAAUUCCGCGUGGACUAUGUGCGCAAUCCCCACGAGCUGGUAGUGCCCGACGACGAUCCCCUGUCGCAGUCCACGAAGAGCGUGUGGAAUCAGUACUUCAGUGACCAGGAGCUGUUCGCUGUCAUACGCCAGGAUGUGGUGCGCACCUUUCCCGGCGUUGACUUCUUCCGCAAGGAGCUGAUUCAGAAUGCAAUGGUCAACAUUCUGUUCUACUAUGCCAGGGAGCAUCCCUACAUGUGCUAUCGCCAGGGCAUGCACGAGAUACUGGCGCCCAUUAUCUUUGUGAUCUACAGCGAUCAUCAGUCGCUGCUGCACUUCAGCGAGAUUGCCAAGACUGACACAAACGAGACGCUGCUGAACGUCCUCGAUCCCGCGUAUCUGGAGGCGGACACAUACUCCAUUUUCUCGCGUCUCAUGGCCUCCGUGGAGUCGUACUAUCGCGUAUCGAAUCUUGUCUCCACACCUGGCGGCCACAUAGAGCAGCUGGACGAGGCCUGCAGCGAUACGGAGCAGCAGACCGAGGUGGAGGUUAUCAGCCAGCUGAAUCGCAUACGGGACAAAAUACUGGCCAAGCAGGACCAACACUUGCACCAUUAUCUGCUCAAAAUGGAGAUCCCGCUGCACAUAUUUGGCAUUCGCUGGCUACGCCUUCUGUUUGGACGUGAGUUCAUGCUGCUGGAUCUGCUGCUGCUCUGGGAUGCCAUUUUCGCGGACAGCGACCGCUUCGACUUGCCCAACUACAUUCUGGUGGCCAUGCUGGUGCACAUACGAGAUAAGCUGCUGCUGAGUGACUACACAACGACGCUGACUUAUCUCAUGCGAUACCCGGGCAACGUUGACGUUAAUUUGGUGCUGCGCCAUGCGCUCUUCAUGCUCAACCCCAAGCAGUUCGAUUACCCAGCGAAUGCCUUCACGUGUGUCUCCUUUGCCAACAGUCUUCCAGCCGCAUCCUCAACGUCUGGGACAGCCCCGCCGCAACGGCUCCGCACCAACUCAGAAACGUCGUCGAGUGGCAGUCAAAUCGAUCGACAAAUCACCUACAUGCAGGAGCGCAAUGCGGCCGAUUCCUCGGCUCUGGCCAAGCUGCAGGAUGCCCAUCGUGUGGCCAUGGAUGGCUAUCUGGAAAAUAGUCCUGAGCUGCUGCGUCUGGAGCUGAAGAAUGCCCAAACUGUCAUCAAAAUCGCUCGCAGCAAGCUGCAAAAUUACCUGCGAACUGUGCGCCAGCAUGUGGCGCCCAGGCAGUGCAACGAGGAGCUCAGCCGCACGCUGGAUGGCAUUGAGGAGCUGUGCAGUUUCCUCGACGUGAAGUUCAUGUUUCCGUUGCACACGCGCUCGGCGCCCAUCGAUGAGGCACUGGAGGCUAACGAGCAAAAGCAGCUAAACCGGAGUGGAGCCAAGGCAAAACAGGAAGCAAACAGAGCCACGCCAUCGCCCUCAUACACUCCCACGCCUGCGGCAGCCGUCUCCAGUGGCUAUGAGCUGCCCGAGAACGCGUUCAUGCACAGCUCGAUGCGUCGUCUGUUGGGCGAACUGCGCGAAAUUGAGUUGUCCACGAUAACGAGCGACGAGAAGCCGGGUGCAGUUGUCCAGAAUGGUCUGCCGGCGGCCGAGCCGCAGCAGCCGCACCACCACACCCCCAUCAAUGAUCUGCGCUGAAAGCAGCAACCCAUCGACUGAACAAGAACCUAAUUAGGAUGAAACAACAACCACGAAGUGGCUGUGCUGAACUGUACUCUUGGAGAAAUAAAACGAAAUGAUUUUGAAGUGCUUAAAAAA
This is a messenger RNA of Drosophila subobscura, 2233 nucleotides long. It is a transcript of the gene TBC1D5, whose product is annotated as TBC1 domain family member 5. Gene Ontology annotation, molecular function: GTPase activator activity. The transcript has 6 exons. Gene Ontology annotation, biological process: activation of GTPase activity. Lineage: Eukaryota; Metazoa; Arthropoda; Insecta; Diptera; Drosophilidae. The record is from RefSeq and is a predicted model, not a curated record. Bases 107 to 2113 code for a protein of 668 amino acids.